Messenger RNA from Scheffersomyces amazonensis, 2595 nucleotides. It is a transcript of the gene NHX1, whose product is annotated as bifunctional K:H/Na:H antiporter. Lineage: Eukaryota; Fungi; Ascomycota; Pichiomycetes; Serinales; Debaryomycetaceae. The record is from RefSeq and is a predicted model, not a curated record. Gene Ontology annotation, cellular component: early endosome; fungal-type vacuole membrane; late endosome. Gene Ontology annotation, biological process: sodium ion transport; potassium ion transmembrane transport; vacuolar acidification. The coding region runs from base 479 to 2524 and encodes 681 amino acids. Gene Ontology annotation, molecular function: potassium:proton antiporter activity; sodium:proton antiporter activity. The transcript has a single exon.
CUUGCCACAAUUAAGUAUUAGUCAAAACAACACACUUAGUUAAAUCUAAUUAUUGGGUGAUGUAAACUAUGUCAGUAUUCAACUAAGUCAAAUAUUAGCUGAUAAGGAUCAGGAUCAGAAAAACGACUAGACAAAAGAACAAAAUUUGACAGCGCACUCUACAUUCCAAGAGAGAAAAUUAAGAGGAGUUAAACAGUCUGAUACAUAUUUCAUAAAGCGAUUAUCCAUUUUGUUGAUAAUUGAGGUAUUGAUGCGUCAAAGUUUCCACAUUAAUUAUUACUUUGAAAAUUUAAAUUAAUUUAAAUCAAUUCAAUUUUAGUUUUAUUUUAAUUUUAAUUUCAAUUCCCUUAUAUUACAUCUUGAUAAUAAAUUUCAAUUAUAAUUAAAUAAUUUAAUCAUUGUUCAACUUUUCUUAUCUCAAUAAAAUUUAAUUUAAUCAACUCUAUCAAUUAAUAACACAAGAUCAUAAUUAUCUAUAAUGAAACGUAUGGCAUUAUAUAUUGCCAAAAUACUUUUGAAAAGAGCAUUAGGUGAUGAUGAUGAUUUUGCUGAUCCAGAUAUUGAACCUGAUGUACCGGAUAUUUCAACCCCAGAUGAUGAUAUUGAAGAUAAUCCAGUAGCUGAUGAAAUCUUUUCAUCAUGGGCAUUAUUUAUAUUAUUAUUUUUACUUGGUAAUGCCUUAUGGUCUUCAUAUUUCUUACAACAAAGAAGAAUUAAAGCAAUUCAUGAAACAGUUUUAUCAAUCUUUUAUGGUAUGACAGUUGGAUUAAUUAUUAGAGUUAGUCCUGGUCAUUAUAUUCAAGAUGCAGUUAAAUUUAAUUCAGGUUAUUUCUUUAAUAUAUUAUUACCUCCAAUUAUUCUUAAUAGUGGUUAUGAAUUACAUCAAGCAAAUUUCUUUAGAAAUUUAGGUUCAAUUUUAACCUUUGCAAUUCCUGGUACAUUCCUUUCUGCUUUAGUUUUAGGUAUAAUUCUUUAUAUUUGGACUUCUUUAGGAUUAGAUGGAAUUCAUCUUGAAUUUGUUGAUGCAUUAGCAGUUGGAGCAACAUUAUCAGCCACUGAUCCAGUUACAAUUUUAUCAAUUUUUAAUGCUUAUAAAGUAGAUCCAAAAUUAUAUACUAUUAUUUUUGGAGAAUCUUUAUUAAAUGAUGCUAUUUCAAUUGUUAUGUUUGAAACUUGUCAAAAAUUUCAUGGUCAUGCCGUUCAUUUUUCAUCAUUUUUUGAAGGUAUAGGAUUAUUUUUAAUGAGUUUUACAAUUUCAACAAUUAUUGGAGUUUUAAUUGGUAUAUUUGUAGCUUUAGUUUUAAAACAUUCUCAUAUUAGAAGAUAUCCUCAAAUUGAAACUUGUUUAGUAUUAUUAUUUGCUUAUGAAUCUUAUUUCUUUUCAAAUGGUGCUCAUAUGUCAGGAAUUGUAUCACUUUUAUUCUGUGGUAUAACUUUAAAACAUUAUGCAUAUUUUAAUAUGUCAAGAAGAACUCAAAUUGCUACAAAAUAUAUCUUUCAAUUAUUAGCUCAAUUAUCAGAAAAUUUCAUUUUUAUUUAUUUAGGUUUAUCAUUAUUUACUGAAGUUGAAUUAGUAUUUAAACCUUUAUUAAUUAUAAUAACUUUCAUUUCAAUUUGUAUUGCAAGAUGGUCAGCAGUUUUCCCAUUAUCAAAAUUUAUUAAUUUCCUUUAUCGAGCAAGAUAUGAAAAAUUUAGUACUAGAUUAAAUGGUAAUACUGGAAUACUUAAUAAUCCUUUACCACCUGAAGAAAUUAGUCAUAGUUAUCAAAUGAUGAUUUUUUGGGCAGGAUUAAGAGGAGCUGUUGGAGUUGCAUUAGCUAUGGGUAUUCAAGGUGAAGCUAAAUGGACUUUAUUAGCUACUGUAUUAGUAGUGGUUGUAUUAACUGUAAUUUUAUUUGGUGGUACAACUGCUUCAAUGUUAGAAAUUUUAGGUAUAAAAAUUGGAGUUGAAGAUGCUAGUGAAUUUUCUGAUGAUGAAUUUGAAAUUGAAGCUCCAAGAUUACCAAUAUCAAAUACAAAUUUUUCAAAUUCUAAUUUAUCAAGUAGUGGUCCAAUCUUAGGAAAUAGAAGAUAUGCUUAUAAUUCUAAACUGCCAAAAGUUACUCAAAUUCCUAAAUUUAAAGAUAAUGGACUUGAAGAUCAUACUUUAUCACCUUCAAAAAGUAGCCUUGUAAGAGGUAGUCUUAUACCAGAUAAUGAUGAUGAUGAUGAAUUCCUUACUAGUGAUGUGGAUGAUUUAAUAAGUCCAGGACAUCGUAAUAUUGGUAAUCCUGGUAAUUCUAUUGUGGAUGAAUCAAAUAACUCUAGUGGAGUUUUAGGAGCUUUCUUAAGUGCAGAAGAACAUGCAAAAUGGUUUACUAAAUUUGAUGAACAAGUUUUAAAACCUGUUUUAUUGGAUACACUUCCAAGUUCCAGCAGUAACUUGAAUAUCAACAAUAAUAAUAACAACAAUAAUAAUAUUAAUAAUAGUAAUAAUAAUAGCAAUAAUAGCAACCCCAACCUUGGUGAUACCAACAAUAAUUAAUUGGAGUAUCCAAGAAAAGAUCUAUAGAGAUAUACGAAUACAGCAAACUUAAAAAUACAGUAUAUUUAUUU